UCCGUUUCUCCUUUUCCCCUCCUCCUUUGCUGAUCGAUCCACCAUUUUCCAAAAAGAAGCUUCUAAUCUCACCUGAAGGAGGGUGAUCAUUGCUGGAGCUAUCCUGAAUGUGAAAAAAAAAAAAAUCCCGACAGAACAGGGGAGGAACCCAGGCGUGCAAGGGAAAAAAAAAGCACCGAAGGGGGGGAGCAAGUUGGAUCCCCUCUUCCUGAUAGUCAUGGCUGCAAAUAUGUACAGGGUUGGAGAUUAUGUCUUCUUUGAAAACUCCUCCAGUAACCCGUACUUAAUACGAAGGAUAGAAGAACUUAAUAAGACUGCAAAUGGAAAUGUGGAAGCAAAGGUUGUCUGUUUCUACAGGAGGAGAGAUAUAUCGAGUGCACUUAUUUCUUUAGCGGAUAAACAUGCCAGAGAAAUGGAGGAAGACAUGGAAAAUCCGGAAAUGAUGGAUUUACCUGAAAAACACAAGCACCAGUUAAGACACAGAGAACUGUUCCUGUCUCGGCAACUUGAGUCUUUGCCAGCCACACACAUAAGAGGUAAAUGCAGUGUUACUCUCUUAAAUGAGACGGAAUCCCUGAAGUCUUACUUGGAACGAGAGGAUUUUUUCUUUUACUCUUUAGUGUAUGAUCCGCAACAGAAGACUCUCUUGGCAGACAAAGGAGAAAUCCGUGUUGGCAAUAGAUACCAGGCUGAUAUAACAGACCUGCUGGAAGAAGGUGUGGUAGAUGGUAGAGACCAAGCGAAUCUUGAAACUAAAGUUUGGGAAGCCACCAAUCCCCUGACGGAAAAGCAGAUCGACCAGUUUUUGGUAGUUGCACGGUCUGUAGGUACAUUUGCACGUGCUUUAGACUGCAGCAGCUCUGUCAGACAGCCUAGUCUACACAUGAGUGCGGCUGCCGCGUCUAGAGACAUCACAUUGUUUCAUGCAAUGGACACAUUACACAAAAAUUCUUAUGAUAUUUCCAAAGCCAUUUCUUCCCUCGUGCCUCAAGGAGGGCCUGUUCUCUGCAGAGAUGAGAUGGAGGAAUGGUCUGCCUCGGAAGCAAACUUCUUUGAAGAAGCCUUGGAAAAGUAUGGCAAAGACUUUACAGAUAUUCAGCAGGACUUUUUACCUUGGAAAUCUCUUACCAGUAUAAUUGAAUAUUAUUACAUGUGGAAGACCACAGACAGAUAUGUUCAACAGAAGCGAUUGAAAGCAGCAGAAGCAGAGAGUAAAUUAAAACAAGUGUACAUACCUAACUAUAACAAACCAAAUCCAAAUCAGAUAAAUGUGAAUAACCUCAAACCAACAGUAGUUAAUGGAACGGCAGUACAAGGCCAAAACAACAUGGGUGUAGGACGUGCCUGUGAAAGCUGCUACACAACACAGUCUUUCCAGUGGUAUUCAUGGGGACCACCAAACAUGCAGUGUCGGUUGUGCACAUCGUGCUGGGCCUAUUGGAAAAAAUAUGGUGGGCUGAAGAUGCCAACAAGAUUGGAUGGUGAGAGGCCAGGUCCUAAUCGAAACAACUUGAGCCCACAUGGACUUUCUAUGAGAAAUAGUGGAAGUCCGAAACAUGCUAUGAAGACGCGUCAAGCCUUCUACUUGCACACCACAAAGCUGACAAGAAUUGCCAGACGGCUGUGCCGUGAUAUAUUCCGUCCUCGAUAUUCAGCAAGACAUCCAUAUAUGCCAAUUAACACCGCAGCUAUCAAAGCAGAGUGCGCAACACUGCUUCCCGAAGCAUCAAAAAAUCCACUGAUCCUGAAACAGAUUGUUCGAAAACCUCUUAAUGAGGUGCUGCAAUACAUAGAAGCACAUCCCUGUCCUCCCAAGCCUGAACCAAUAAAGAACGUUGCCACAAGCAUCAACAACAGCCUGACCCCUUCCAAAUCCUCUCCAGUUAUAAACAAUGGAUCUCCAACGAUUUUAGGGAAACGCAGCUAUGAGCAGCAUAAUGGUAUGGACGGUAACAUGAAGAAACGCCUGUUGAUGCCUAGUAGGGGAAUUCCUAACCACGGACAAACCAGACAAAUGGGGCCAAACAGAAACUUACUGCUCAAUGGGAAAUCCAACCUUUCAAAAGUCCGGUUAAUCAGAGGUGGCUGCAUGCCUCCUGUGAAGAGGAGACGGAUGAAUUGGAUUGAUGCUCCUGAUGAUGUUUUUUACAUGGGUACAGAGGAGAUCAGGAAUGUUCGCAAGUUACUCUCAUCUUCUGAAAUUAAGAGAGCAGCUCGUCGUCCAUACAGACACAUAGUCAUCCGACAACCUCAGACGGGGCAUCCAGUGAAUGAUGAACCAAUUGUCAUUGAGGACUAACAUCAGUCUAGAUAUCAAGUUUUCACUCAGAUUUUUUUCCUCUUCAGGAACCUCACCUUAAAACUACAAAUGACGAUGUGUUGAGAUACAGAUAUGAAUCUUUGCAUCUUUAGGAAAAAGCAUCAACAUUUUGAAGACUGGUUACUUUUCUAACCUAUUCAUUCCUUGUAGACCUGUCGAACAAUUUUUUUUUUUUUUUACUUCGUAUUUGUUGUGAAAUUACAAACUUAUUUAAGGGACGGACUAGGCAUAUUUUAGGCUUUUCCUUUAUGUAAAUGCAUUUAUGAAUAUACUUCAUGAACUUUGUAAACUUUGUAACAAGCUGUCAUCACUAAUGCCUUUUUAAGAGGUGUGCUGAUUUUAUGAAGGUGUCAUUUUUUAUUUAUUUUUAUUUUAUUUUUGUACUUUGUGGACUGAAUGAAAAACAGAACCUGCAAUUUUAAUGCUACUAUUGUAUUACAAAAGGAAUGCAAGUACAACGGCAUUAACUUUCAUUAUUGAAUUCGUAGAAAACUAAAGGGAAAACAGCAGAUGCAGUGAUUUUAAAGAUUUUGUUAAUAUCCAUUUACAACUUUGGGCCAAAAAAAAAAAAGUAAAUCUUUCUUUUCCGUUCAGCAAAAAUUUGACUUGGAAGUUUUUGUUUUCAGUGUUCAUCAAGAGAAGUGUUGAGAAAAUAAGACCUCUGCAUGAAUCCCCCUUAUCACCAUCACCACAAUGAAUGUCAAAUGAGAAGUCACGAUAUCUAAACAAAAUUCUUUUACUUAAGUGAACCAUAGAAAAUUAAAUUACGUCCUUCAGAUUAUCCUCCUUUACGUAAUCUACAAGAGCUACAAUAGGAAAUUUUUAUCCUCUUGAGAAAAAUAGACCUUUAUUGCACAAUAAACCGCAACAUUUUCAAAUGGUAAUAUGAAAAAUCCAACCAUCAACUGAACUCUCUCCAAAUACCCCAAACCAGGCGUAGUCUUUUUAUACAAUUUAACAUUAUAUAUUAACCUCAAUAGAUCAGAGUAAAUGUACUAUUAAAUCAGAGCUUCUUACUCUACCAAAAGGAUUUUAUAUCGAAUUCAGUAAACUGACACGACAUUAAAAUCGUGUGUACAGUGCAACUUUAAAGCAAAUGAAAAGCCCUCCAAAAGGUAUUGUUAAUCUGCACCAAUUUUCCUCGGUUAACAACAUAGCGCAAGACUUUAUGAAAUGCUUGAUACAACAAGAAUGAAUCAAGGAAUGUUUAUAGUUUAGGAACAUUUGUAGAAUGAUUGGGUAUUUGUAGAUAACUUUCAAAAAUUGAAUGAAAAGAUAUUUAACCCCUUAAGAACACAUGACAUGUGUGACAUGUCAUGAUUCCAUUUUAUUUUCAGGGUUAAAAGAAAAAAAUGUAAUUACUUAUCUUGUAGCACUGUUCAGCUACUUGCGUGAGGAUUAUCUGUGUAUCCAUUUCUAUAAAUGCAAUUUCUCCAAUUUACAUUUUUUUUUUACUUACUCCACUUUCCAGUCUUAUUUGCCCCCUCAGAUUUGAGGGCUCGGAAUGAUUCAACAGUAG
Pelobates fuscus (common spadefoot toad) is the source of this 3839-nucleotide messenger RNA. It is a transcript of the gene MTA1, whose product is annotated as metastasis associated 1. The record is from RefSeq and is a predicted model, not a curated record. NCBI's taxonomy places the organism in Eukaryota, Metazoa, Chordata, Amphibia, Anura, Pelobatidae. The transcript has 20 exons. Gene Ontology annotation, cellular component: NuRD complex; nucleoplasm. Gene Ontology annotation, biological process: double-strand break repair; response to ionizing radiation; negative regulation of transcription by RNA polymerase II. Gene Ontology annotation, molecular function: sequence-specific DNA binding; histone deacetylase binding; chromatin binding. The coding region runs from base 218 to 2299 and encodes 693 amino acids.